Molecule: messenger RNA, 2273 nt
Organism: Exaiptasia diaphana
Lineage: Eukaryota; Metazoa; Cnidaria; Anthozoa; Actiniaria; Aiptasiidae
Product: acyl-CoA desaturase
Exons: 3
Coding region: 95-1066 (323 amino acids)
Biological process (GO): unsaturated fatty acid biosynthetic process
Cellular component (GO): endoplasmic reticulum membrane
Molecular function (GO): iron ion binding; stearoyl-CoA 9-desaturase activity
Source: RefSeq, a predicted model, not a curated record
GACGCUCAUGCAUAACAAGAACUCUGCACGUUUGUACACAAGUCUUUACUUUUAACGUAAUAGCAUAAUAGCAACCUGUAGUUCAGCAUAAAAAAUGGCGCCUAAUUUGGACACCAAAGAAAUCCCUCAACCAAAUCUACCAGCCAAGAAGGAAARGUCAGGCGAAACCUCAACCAAAUCAAGACAGCAGGAAAUCGUUUGGAUAAACGUGGCUUUUAUGAUUCUGUUCCAUGUAAUGGCCUUAUAUGGGAUGCUUCUACUGCCCCAGCUCAAGCUUUUAACAGUGGUUUGGAUUGUAUUCCUUCACUUCUUUGCUGGUGCCGGUGUGACAAUUGGUGCACAUCGACUAUGGGCACAUCGCAGCUUCAAGGCCACGUGGGAACUCAGGUUCAUACUUAUGAUUGGCAAUUGUAUGGCAGCACAGAAUGAUAUUUUGGAAUGGGCACGUGAUCAUCGUGUCCAUCAUAAGUAUUCUGAGACUGACGCAGACCCCCAUAAUGCCAAGCGAGGGUUUUUCUUYGCUCAUAUGGGUUGGUUACUUCAAAGAAAACACCCAGAGGUCAUCAACAAGGGAAAAGGACUGGACCUUAGUGACUUGUAUGCUGAUGAGCUUGUAAUGUUUCAAAGAAGGUAUUACAAGACUCUAUCCACAUUCUUCUGCGUGGUUGUCCCUACAGUUGUCCCAUAUCUCUGGGGUGAAAGUCUGUGGCUMUCUUACUUCACAGCUUUUGCCUUCCGUUAUGUUUUCCUUCUUCACACCACAUGGACUGUCAAUAGCUUUGCCCACAUGUUUGGAAACAAGCCUUACGAUGUGAACAUAAACCCAUCGGAAAACUGGUUUGUUGUUUCRSUCACAACUGGCGAAGGAUAUCACAACUUUCACCACACUUUYCCCCAAGAUUACUCAACAAGUGAGUUCGGUUUCUUGAAUAUCAGCACCUUCCUUAUUCAUUGUGCCGCAAGACUUGGCUGGGCAUACAACUUAAAUAAAACUCCUAAAGAAGUUGUUAUUCAGCGUAUGAAGAGGACUGGAGAGCUCAGCGAAGUUAGCAAAAAGCAUGACUGAUUAUCAAACUGAAGUACAAUGUAGUUACACUCAAUAGACUUUUUGUUAAUAUAAAGAAAUCYGUAGGUGAAUAUACCUUUUUUAUAGUUCUCAUGUUCCCCUUMUGUAGACAUCCCUCUUGCUUUUAAAUCUUUUACUAUUGUUGAGCUUCCUGUCUAAUUCUUCGAAAUAUGACCACACCUUAUUCACGUACUGAGUCAAGGUCACAGUUGCCUCUUAAGUUGUUGACAGAAUAAAAAGUAGUACACUACAGGUUUAAAAAAGUGGGGAAAACACAGCCAAAUCACACAGGAAAAAAGAAAAGUCAAAUUAUUUUUUUCAUUGUUUUAUAGACCAUCAUGUUUUUCUCCCCUAACUGUCAUUUCUAAACUUGAACCAUAAAAAAUUAUUAAUACAAUGCAGACUUGAGACCAGUUGAGGUUUACGUGUAACUGUCCAGCAGGCAAAAAGUUUCUAUUAAGUACAAGAACUAGUACAGUUGUUGAAGAGGUGUCAAUCUUAUAGAUAGUUGUUUGCAGAAAAUGUAUGUGAAAAGUUCAAAAGAGGAGGUAUAGUAUCACAAGUUAACUCUGAAACAUGUUAUUGAUAGCAAAUGUAGCAUCAUCUCAUACGACGAUUUUGAUUAUUUAAAAACGUUAAAGGAUCAUGUGUCAUUGUGAGUAUCAACCAAUCAGAGAGCAACUUUAAAUGACAGACUAUUUCUUGAAACAAAACAAAUGGCCAUUAAGGAUCUYAGAUGCAUGUCGUCCUUAARAGAUCAUGGACUGAGGGUAUAAUAGUCAAAAUGUUCUCAUUUUCAGGAUAUCUACUUAGUGUGUUAUCAAAUUUAUCAAACAAUAUUAGUUUAUCAAUUCAAUAUUACUCAAAAUAAAUGUAUGGCAUUAAUUUUUGAAAGUCCCACUAGUUAGUGUUUAAAAGGUUAAUUAACUUAAGAUUUACAGAACUAAGUUAACAUACUGCAAGGUUAUAGGUUAUUUCUAAUCAUGUAAUACUUUUGAAUUUUUGUUAAACAAAAAUACAAACAAAUAGGUAAUAUAUAAAAAUAAGAAUUGUCUGUCUGAAUUGUCUGUAAGAGUUGUCUGAUCAACUUAAUCAUGACUGUAUCAUGAUAAAUAAUAACCUAUCAUAUUAUAUUAUCAGUAAGUUAUAAUCAUAGAGCGGAUUUCGUAUGAGUGGGAAACGGACGGUACUGUACUGUACCGUAAUC